Molecule: messenger RNA, 954 nt
Organism: Dictyostelium discoideum AX4
Lineage: Eukaryota; Evosea; Eumycetozoa; Dictyosteliales; Dictyosteliaceae
Exons: 1
Coding region: 1-954 (317 amino acids)
Source: RefSeq, a predicted model, not a curated record
AUGAAAUCAAUUCAAAAAUUACAAAAAACAUGGUUAAUUUCUGGAAGUUCAAAAGGUUUAGGAUUCUCUUUAUUAAUAAAAUUAUUAAAAUCUGGUUUUAAUGUUGCAGCAUUUACAAGAAAUAAAGAAACUAUUGAACAAUCCAUUAUUGAAUUUGAAAAUGAUGAAAAUGAUGAAAUCAAAAUUGAUAAAACCAAUUUAUUAAUAAUACAAGUUGAUAUAACUGAUAAUGAAAAUGUAAAGAAAUCAAUUGAUCAAGUUAUUGAAAGAUUUGGAAGUAUUGAUGUUGUUACCAAUUGCGCAGGGUAUGGAUUAUUUGGAGCAUUUGAAUAUUGUAGUGAACAAGAAGUGUUUAAACAAUUCCAAGUGAACCUUUUUGGUACUUUUAAUGUUGUAAGAAAUUCAAUACCACAUUUAAGAAAUAAUAGUAAUAAUACACUUGGACCUAGAAUCUACAACAUAUCAUCCAUAUGUGGAUUCUUUUCAUCAUUUGCUGGAAUAUCAAUGUACAAUUCGUCAAAAUCAGCAAUUGAUGGAUUUUCAGAUAGUUUGAAUGCAGAAUUACGGGAAAAGAAUAUACAUGUCACUGUUGUGAAUAUCGGUGGUUUGAGAACAUCGUUUUUGAAAGCAAAUGGUGAUAGUGUUUUGGCAAAGGAUAAUGACAGGGAUACCUAUAGAAGUGCAACAGAUAUCAUUGAUAAACAUUUCAAUGAAAUCAAUGGUAAUCAAUUAGGUGAUCCAAAUAAAGUUGCAGAUAUCUUAAUUUCAAUGGCUAUUAAUAAUACAGAACCUCCAAUGCAUUUAUUCUUAGGUUCAGAUUCAAUUUGUUUAGCUCAAUUAAAAUUAAAAUUAUUAUCUGAAGAAAUUGAAAAAUAUAAAUCAUUAUCAACUUCAAUUGAUUUUAAUAAUUCUAAACCAUUUGAACUAAGUCAUUAUAUAUCUUCAAAAAAAUAA